Neodiprion fabricii is the source of this 2449-nucleotide messenger RNA. It is a transcript of the gene ida, whose product is annotated as anaphase-promoting complex subunit 5. Lineage: Eukaryota; Metazoa; Arthropoda; Insecta; Hymenoptera; Diprionidae. Gene Ontology annotation, biological process: anaphase-promoting complex-dependent catabolic process; protein K11-linked ubiquitination; positive regulation of mitotic metaphase/anaphase transition. The record is from RefSeq and is a predicted model, not a curated record. Gene Ontology annotation, molecular function: protein binding. The transcript has 12 exons. Gene Ontology annotation, cellular component: anaphase-promoting complex. Bases 254 to 2449 code for a protein of 731 amino acids.
UGCGAUGACUCAUAGCCCUGGAGUAAAUUGCGCGCGUAAGUUAGAACGUGGAUUUCCUUCUGCUAUUUAAAAUAGUUCUCAAAUUUCUCGGGAUUAGAAAUUGUCGAAGAAAAAAGGAGAAAAAUUUAGACUGCUGAUAAAACAGGGACUCUGGAUUUUCCAAGCUUGUCAAAUGUCCAUAGUUGUGUGUCAACAAAAACCCUAACCUAACUCAAACUAACCUCUAAUCUGAACAUAAACGUAAUCCUUGAAAAUGAAUAAAGACUUACUGAAUAUCGGAACAAAUGUGAAAAAAUGUCAAAAAGAAACUCUGACCCCGUACAAAAUAGCAGUCGUAAUGCUGAUCAGAGAGUACUGCAACGAACCGACAAAAGCGAUAAUAGAAAGACGCGAUUUUUGCGUCCUGGCGUUGAAACUGAUUCAGUCGCCAGAUCUAGACUUUCGUAACCUGCUGAACCUUCUUCAUUCCGAAGAGUACGUACUGCAGCGGUUCGCGCAACAGCUUGAGGUCAAGCUGGAUGAAUUAUACCAUAAAGGAGUCGAGGGUUUAUUGGAUCUAUCAGAAAGUCUCAUGCGUCUGAUGGACACGCCAUUAGAUCAUUGCGUAGCGCAUCCAGCUCUGAACAAGAACUCAGUUCUCGGUUUAUACACUAGACGGAUAAUAAUAUCCUUUGAGAAAUUAACGUUUCAUCAAGUGGUUGCGUUGUACGAAUCGUUUAAACCUUAUUGGCAAGUUCUGUAUAAAAUGGAGAACUUGGGUCUGUCGAUGGGACAUAAAAUGGAUGAACUUUUGGACAAUCAAAAUGACGUCGUCUGGGGAGGACGCCAGGCGGAAUUACUCGUCGCCCAACAAGCUCUUGCUCUUCAAACGGACGAACAUAAGGCAUUGCCACCAGCGGAACUGCAAGCCCUCGUCAAAGAGCUGCUCAACUGUAGUCCGUACUAUGCCGAAGCUCACUACCUCAGUUACUUGAACUGUCUACGAGUGAACGAAUAUUGCGGAGCGGUCGAUAGUCUAUACCAUUGUUUUGAUAGACUAGCACCUCUCGAUAAUCGGGCAACUUCCGAAGACAGAACUCGAACUUUCAGAUACGCCGCUUUAAAUCUUGCAGCUCUUCAUGCCCAGUUUGGCCACAAAAAAGUUGCUUUAGCAGCUUUGAAAGAGGCAAUUAUGAUGGCACAAGAGUCUGGGGAUAAUAUAUGUCUACAGCACGCUCAUUCUUGGAUGUAUCAUCUAAUCGAUGACCGAAAAGGACAACUCAUCGAAAGAUCUGUUGACAAGGCCAGCAUGCUCGUUAUCACUCACACAAUCAGUCUUCGCCUUAUAGCAUCUGCUCACUACUCUGCGAUCGAAGCAAAAAGUCCUCCUCAAGUGUUUGAGACAUUGGUAAAAUCUGAUGUCCUUAACUGCCAACAUUCGAUGAUUGACUUGAUGUCGAUGUCAUAUGCUGAGAAAGCGGCAUUGUGGGCUUAUUAUGGUAAGACAAAGAUGUCUUCGCUUUGUUCGCAAUUAUUACUAUUGCAUAAUUCUGGAGAUAAAAAACAGCAAAUGUUCAACGGCUCAUCGACAUGUCAGGCAGUAGUUAACGUAGCCAAUAUCUUUGUUGAAUUGGGUGAAUACAUUCUGGCUGAGGUGGUGCUGGAUCAUGCUAAAGAAAGAUUUCCAAAUGAACCGAGUAGCAAGAUAUGGAUGAUCAGUGAACAAAUGCACAAAUUCACACGGACAAUGAGGCAUGAAAAAUGGAGUGAAGCAGAAGCCAUAGCUAAACAAAUCUCUAGUAUAGAUCCUUUGGAGAGCAAAUUUAGGCAAGCUGAAGUUUCUUUCGCCAAAGGUGACUUUCCUAGAAUAAUGGAGCUCAUUGAUAGUAUUGAAAAAACUAAGAACUUAAAUCCGCAGAAUCAAGUGCGACUUAUGAUUUUAUCCAGCCAGGUGAUGUGCUCCUCUAGAUUCCCUGGUCUUGGAACAACUGGUACCAAUGCUCUUGCACUUUUAAAUACAGCAGUGGAGAUAGCCACUAGCAAGCACCUCUCGUAUCAGCAAGCCAUCAUAAAAAUGAAUCUUGCUAAUAUACAGCUUGUAAUGGGUAUGCCGAGCCAGGCAAUGAAGUUAGUCAACGAUGCUAUAAUACCCGUACUCAGCCACGGCGGGUGUCUUGACCAGGGAAGAGCAUUUGUUCUUUAUGCAAAAUGCUUACUAGCCACGACAGUAUCAAGCAUCACAGACGAUAGGAAAUCAGCGCUGGAAAAUGCUGUUAAGUCCCUGCGCAAAGCCAAGGAUCAUUUUAACAAAAUCGAGGCUUUUAGCAGAGUGAAAAAUGUUUUGUAUUUACUGAGCAUCUUGUAUCACGAACUCGAUUCUAAAGCUGAGCGCAAUCAAUGCGCCUUUGAAUAUCGUCAGCUAGACAUGCAGUUUCCUACAAAAUCGGAUUCUAAUAUUACUAUGUAUUAG